Molecule: messenger RNA, 5297 nt
Organism: Acipenser ruthenus (sterlet)
Lineage: Eukaryota; Metazoa; Chordata; Actinopteri; Acipenseriformes; Acipenseridae
Product: amyloid beta precursor protein binding family B member 2-like
Exons: 17
Coding region: 242-2695 (817 amino acids)
Biological process (GO): regulation of DNA-templated transcription
Cellular component (GO): nucleus; cytoplasm
Molecular function (GO): transcription factor binding; amyloid-beta binding
Source: RefSeq, a predicted model, not a curated record
GUUUUCACACGCCACGACUGCUCCUCCCCCUGGGAUUGCAAAGCUGGAAUUAUUUCCUGAGGUUAGAUCUGUGAUUGGAGUGUUCAGUUCCGGAGUGCGAAGUGCUCCUGGAGGCAGUGACAUCUGGGGAAGAAAAACACGACCAAGAAAGAGGCGCAGCACGGGAGAAGGACGCUGUGGUCCCCCUCAAGAAAAGUUUGCCAGCUUUUCCAGAGAGGCUGUAAUGUGCUGACAUACCACUAUGGGCAAGCGCUACCCAGGAGCUUACUGUCAUCCAAACAACUCACUUGAUUCCUCUAUGGACAUAAUGUCAGUGUGUGUGGCAUCAAAUGGCAGUACAACGGACCUGGUAAAUCGCAACAGCCCCGCUCCUCCCAACUCGCUCACCCUGCGCACCUCCCACAACGAGCUGCUCAACUCAGAGGUCAAUCUCACAGAGGUCAAGAACAACACCCCACCCAAGUGUCGCAAGAAAUAUGCCCUAACCAGCAUCCAGAGUGCUAUGGGCUUAAGUGAUCCAGCGGCACAGCCCCUCCUGGGCACCACCUCCACCACCUCCUCCUCUUCAGCCAACCCCAAACUGGCCAAAAAUGGGGAGAACCAGCUGCGCAAGGCCGCCGAGCAGGACCUGAACAAGAACUUCACAAAGUCCACCAAAGUCCCCGGCAGCAACGUCAUCUCUGAGCAGGAGGUCAAUGCAGAGUCCAAUCAAGCCAAGAGAACCAAGAGCUUCCUCAAUGACUUUGCUGACCUGGAGGGCACAGUCCUGGAGGGAGAGCCCCUGUUUAAGGAACAGAACUCCAAAGAGGGACAGGAUCCUCCAGCGCCGGGAAUUCUGCUAAACGGUGACGACCUCCCACUCUCCAAGAAUCAAAACGAGCCUUCCAGCCCCGAGGAGUCUCAGAUCUCAAUGGCCUCGUCAAGCCCUGAAACUAAAAAGGACCAGCCCAAAACUGGUGCCAAAACUGACUGUGCGCUCAACCGGAUCCAGAACCUGGCCCCCAGUGACGAGGAUUCCAGCUGGACAACCCUCUCACAGGACAGUGCCUCUCUCAGCUCCCCGGAGGAAGCAGCUGACAUAUGGAGUGACCAGUCAUUUCAGACCGAUCCAGACCUGCCCCCAGGCUGGAAGAAGAUCAGUGACAUGGGUGGUAUCUAUUACUGGCACAUACCAACAGGAACCACCCAAUGGGAACGCCCUGUCUCCUUAUCGGCUGACAUCCAGGGGUCGCAAAAGGGGUCACUGAGUUCAGUCACCCCGUCUCCCACUCCAGAAAAUGAGGUAGAGACUCAGGACGAGGUGUUUCUUGGGCCUGCAAGCAGCAUAUUGGAAGACUCCACCGAGCAGCCCACCAACUUGUCCUCAGACAGCACCGUGCCCUCCUGUGGCUUUGUUAACAGCUGUUACUUUAAACAGCCAUGGAGUGAUUUUGCUGUGCUGAAUGGGGGAAAGAUUGAUAGUGAAAUCUGGAAGGAUCUGCAAGCAGCUACAGUGAAUCCUGACCCCAGUCUAAAAGAGUUUGAAGGAGCCACCUUGCGCUAUGCCUCUUUGAAACUCCGAAAUGUGUCCCAGUCAGACGAGGAAGAUUCCUGCAGCAUUAACAGUGACCCAGAAGCCAAGUGCUUUGCAGUGCGCUCUCUGGGCUGGGUGGAAAUGGCGGAGCAGGACCUGGCUCCAGGGAAGAGCAGUGUUGCUGUUAACAACUGCAUCCGUCAGCUCUCCUACUGCAAGAACGACAUCCGAGACACCGUCGGGAUAUGGGGAGAGGGCAAGGAUAUGUAUCUGAUCUUGGAGAACAAUAUGCUGAACCUGGUUGACCCCAUGGAUCGCUCCAUUCUUCAUUCUCAGCCCAUUGUGAGCAUCCGAGUGUGGGGAGUUGGCCGGGACAAUGGGAGGGACUUUGCAUACGUAGCAAGAGACAAAGACACCCGGAUCUUAAAAUGUCAUGUGUUCCGAUGUGACACCCCAGCGAAAGCCAUUGCAACGAGUCUUCACGAAAUCUGUUCCCGGAUCAUGGCAGAGCGUAAGAAUGCCAAAGCUGUAGCUGGCAGCUCUGUGCAGGAGAGAGUCAGUGUGGGUCUGGAUGUUCCCCUGCAAGAUUUCCCUACACCAAAGACAGAGCUGGUGCAGAAGUUCCAUGUGCUCUACCUGGGAAUGCUACCUGUGGCCAAACCUAUAGGGCCUGGGGGCAACAACUCCCAGAAAAUGCAAUUGCUAAGUCUCAACAGCAUGGAUAUACUGAAUGGUGCCAUAGACAGCCUGGUGUCUGCCUCCGGCAAAGAAGACUGGGUGCCAGUCAUUUUAAAUGUGGCUGAUGCUACAGUUACAGUGAUCAAGGAACAGAAGGAAGACGAGGUGCUGGUGGAGUGUCGAGUACGCUUCCUGUCCUUCAUGGGAGUCGGAAGAGAUAUCCACAGUUUUGCCUUCAUCAUGGAUUCAGGAAACCAGCAUUUCGAGUGCCAUGUGUUCUGGUGUGAGCCCAAUGCUGGGAAUGUAUCUGAGGCAGUACAAGCAGCUUGUAUGUUGCGGUACCAGAAGUGUUUAGUCGCCCGACCUCCUUCACAGAAAGCCCGCUCUGCCAGUCCUCCAACAGACUCAGUGACCAGACGUGUCACAACCAGCGUGAAACGAGGCGUGUUUUCCCUCAUUGACACUUUGAAACAGAAGAGACCCGUUGCAGAACUGCCCCAGUAGUAAUGUACAGCCCAGCCGGAAGGAUUCAUUGGAACUCUAAAGUACAGUAGCAGUUUGUGUGGAUUCCGUAGCUACACAGAAACACACUGGCAUUCACCCUCCCUUCCCUUCGUCGCCUCUGUCUCCAGUGCUCUAUCUUAUUAAGUGUACAACAAGCAUGCUGUAACAUUCUAGUCAUCAUGUUGUCAUGUGAUAGAUGCAUGAAUACAUUUUCGGUUGCUGUCAACACUAAAUUGAAGUCUAACAGCUGGGCUUUGUCUCUUUAUUUCUCCUCUUUUUUUUUUUUUGUUUUGUUUUGUGGUCGACAGAGUUCAACAUACAGCCUUGAACCUUCAGUAAUAUUUCUUCCAUUGGACUAGUUACCCACCUGCAAUACAGAUAAACUUUAUCAGAGCACUUUUCUCUGUCAAGGACACUGGAAUAGAUAUUAAAUAUUGCUUGGUGUUACUGUGUCAUUGCUGUUCACAUACAGCUCUUCUGAAGCUUUCGUAUCCACCAAUUUAAAACAAGUCCUAUUUACAGUACUCCUUUUUUUGUAGAUGUUAGGCUCUGAAGGCCUUUUAUGGUUUGAGUGGUUUUGUCGGGUAUGCUCCGUGGAGUGGAAGUAGUAGACUGAAGAUGCUGUUUGACACGCAUUUCUUAGCUGUUGUGAAUUCACUGCUGCUAGAUCUCCACUUUUCCUAACUUUCUUGCAGUACUUAGAUGAUUCUAAAAUGUGUUCCUUCAAAAUAAGGCAGAUGUCUUGCACAAGCUCUUGGAGGGUACCAGGGAUGUGUGCACAUUUCUAGAAAUUGAAAUGUAUAUCAGCAUUAAAUAUAUAUGGAGAUAGAUCAGCGUUUGCAAAGAACCCUGUAGGAGAGGAAGGGUGAUGAAACAUGGUAGAAAUGCCAGACAUGUAGAAAUGGUUUGUGUAUCUUAUCUUUUACACCACUGGCUUCAAAUAUCUUUUUUUUCUUAUUUGUUUUACCUCCACAGUUUAGUUCUGCUGCUUAACGUUUUUCCAAGGUGACACUGCUGCAAGAAUUGGCCUCUUGUAGCAAUACAAGAGGCCAAUAGCAUUUAUAGCGUCAUUCAUUAUUGUAUUGUACUAUCUGCAUUAACAUGUAAAUAUCCAGCACAUAUUUUAAUUUCUGUAAAGCUUAGAAAUUUUAGCUACUUAGCAGGUAGACCCAGCAUUCAAAGAAAGUACCUUUUUUUUAAUAUACAUAAAGAGAGUUGAAAGUUUGAAACAAUGUGAAUCCGUUCCGUUUGUAAAACCAGAUUUGCGUACAUAUAUCGCUUUAUAAGCUAUUUUUAUUUUAAUUUUUUGGAAAGCCUUGAAACAUUUUUUGUCAGAAACUUUACUCUGUCAUGGCCAAAGUGUAAUGUUUAGAUGGUCCGUGUUGUAGAUUUAAAAAAAAAAAAAAAAAUCGAAAUUAAGAAAAAAAAAAAAAAGUAAGUCAGUCUCUGAUUUUAUUUACUGUGUUUAGCCCAAUUAGUUGUAGUGAGACUACAGCAAGCAUUAUCUAUGCAUUCUUUUAUUAGCAGCUCUAAAAGCAGUUGUCACUUUGCCUUGCAUGUCCCGUGACAAUUUAAAACAAAUUCAGAAAUAUUUUUUAUUUUAUUUAUUCUAUUUUAUAUUAACGUAUACCGGGUUAUUAUUAUGUUUACUGUAUGCUCGCGGUCUCUCCCGCACUGUAGCCAGCACUAAUUUACUGGAUGUAAUUAUCUGUCAAGAUGACAGUGCAGAUUAAUAAAGGAUUGUUCACAUGUAUCUGAAAAAGUGAGCCAGAGCUUUGCUGAGUAGCAGGCUGGAAACAUAACCCCUGCACCAAACUGGCUUAUUACAUCAGCAAACUGGAAGCAUGGGUUCUCUUCUAGUUGAGAAAACAUGCUAAAGAUUCCAGUAUACUUAUCAGACAUUUGGUAGUGCAGCUGAAUAUUGCAUUUGAUUAAUUAGAGCCAUGUUGCUUCUCAGGAUGGUAAUGCUGUCCUUACUGUUCUAUAAUGUACAGUACAGUAAAGAAAACCCAUGCUUGAAGGUGUGUGUGUUUCAGUUGACUGGGCAUUCAAUGCUUGUUGAUACUGCAGUUGUUUUGGUUCUCAUUUUAAUUUCGGCGUGGGUUGGGGGGGAGAGAUGCUUUCUGAGCCUUAACUUUGGAGCAGAUUGAUUGAGUGCUGAGACUUAAAUAGCUUCCAGCAGGUUCUUUUCAGCAUGACUGCUGCUUUCCUGAUGGGAGCGCUAGACUGUUGCAGGCCCCAGCAAAACAAAAAGAAACAAACCAUUCCCCCAAUCGUGUGAUGCUGUGAGUCCAGAAGAAGGUGGAUAUGUAUAAGUCUGUAACAAACUCAGUAUCUGCAGCAGCUGUGGUAAACAUGCACAUCACAAGAUUGUACCCAAGUACAGUAUGUCGUAGUCUUAUGGCCUAUUGUGAACACACAUCAUUUACUUCUGCUGUAUUUAUGGUUCUAGCCAGCUCUCUCUAAAUAGAAGUCAAGUGUUCAAAAUGCCUGUUAGUUUUAUGCAGCUGAUUUACAGUAAAGUUGGUUUCUUCUGCUGUUCACUAAUUUUACACCAUAUAAAUGUAAUCUGUUGUGAGAAUAAACUGCAUAUAAAAAUACA